AUGUUGAUUUCUCACACUGAAUAUAUUCGAUUUGUUCCUAACCCUGCUUAUUGCAAUAUUCCUCGAAUUGAUGCUGUUCAACCUAAGCUGACAUUUUUUUGGCGGGAUGAGAUCCAAAUGAAAAACAUACUGACAUCACAUGUAAGCGUGUUUGUUUUCUGCUUCAACCAUGUGGAAGCUUUUGAUGUUUCAUCGUCGGAAUUGACUGUGCAAUUUGCUGUUAAUCUAACCGAUGACAUUGCAGCUGGCUGGAUUGAGUAUGAAGCUUUAGUUCCUAAUUUACGUGUGGCACAAUCAUUUAUUGAAACAGUACAAGAUGCUCUUAACUCAGUAAUUGGAGGCAUUAUGUCACACAAGAUGGAAAACCUCCAGCCAGGCACAAGGUAUACUCCAAAAGUGAAGUUAUUUGCUUCUAAUGGUAGUCUCAUUUUGGAAGAAAUUGGUCUUGUAGUAACAACGGUCGAAGCAGUCCCAGACUUUGUAAGGAAUGUUCAAGUGGUCCAAACAGUAAACACUUCCACUGUUAUAAUUUUAUGGGAACCGCCUCGACCUUUGCUGCGCGGUGGAAACAUUCAAUAUUACACUGUUGUUAUCGACGGGAGACAAGGAAAGUUUGUUCCUAGUGAAUUUUCAAAGAAAGACAAUGUAAAUGAUGAUGACGAUGGAUUUGUUGUGUACUCUACAAAUGUGACUAUUAGUAGUCUUGAAUCUGGCAGCUGGUAUGCUAUACGAGUGAGAGCUUCUACAGCAGCUGGAAGUGGCCCUUUCUCUCAGCCAUUUUUAUUUCAAAUGAAAGAGAGUCAAGUGCCUGGCUCUCCUUCAUUUGUAAAGAUGUUUCAAGUGGGUCCUCGAGUUAUAGCAGCUCGCUGGGAUUACCCACACAAUCCAAGAGGGAACAUAAAUGGAUUUCUUGUCACAUUGAAUUUAUAUCCAAAGAGUGAGUUUGAAGGGCCUGAGUAUCCACCACCCUUCAAUUCAUCAUUUGUUUCUCCGGUUGAUCGCUACCAUGUUCUUCAAUUUCCUUUUGGUCGUCACUAUGGUCAUGUUGCUGUACAAGCCAGGAACAGCAAGGGCUUGGGAAGGGAAUCUGUUAGUGGAGAUAUGAGUUUCGAAGCUGUGAAAUCUCCUAAGCUGCUAAUCAGUAUUAUCAAUGUGAGUGCAUAUACAGCUAACAUUAGUUGGCUCAACACAUCAGAUGUUGCAUCAGAUUUCCACAUUUUGUUGUUCCCUGAUGAAGAUUGUAGAAGGAAAAGUUCAAGUGAGACCAUUCAAGUUGCUGGAAACAGUUUCUCAUAUUACUUUGACAGACUUCGUCCUUUUACAUUUUACACUAUCUGUAUUUGGUUUAUGCCACACAACCUUGAUGAUGCUGAUAUUGCUUUUUUUGUCACCAACCAGUCUACACCUGGUGUCAUGUCUGAUGUACACGAUGGAUCACUCUUGUUGUCAGAUAUUGCAAAGACUGACACUAUACUUCUGAAGUGGCAGCCAGUGACUAAGUCUAAUGGUGUAAUUGGCUACAAGGUCAUUCAAGAAGACAAUGGUCAAAGACAGAGCUGGAAUCAGUACUUAAAUCCAAAUCAGCUGCCACCACCAACUGAUUCUUACUAUAGGUGGACAUUGUUUGGAUUAGAAAGUGACAGAGACUACAUAUUUACUGUCAGACCAUAUAACCUGCUGGAUAAUUCAACUGGUCUGGAGAAGAGGGUGUAUGCAUCAACUGCAGUUGGAAGACCAGAACCACCAACUAAUAUAGUUUUCAUUAAUGCUACUGAAACUUCUCUGACUUUUACAUGGAUGGCAGGCUACCUCGAUAUUUGA
Messenger RNA from Corticium candelabrum, 1821 nucleotides. RefSeq names its product phosphatidylinositol phosphatase PTPRQ-like. The record is from RefSeq and is a predicted model, not a curated record. The transcript is spliced from 6 exons. The coding region runs from base 1 to 1821 and encodes 606 amino acids. Gene Ontology annotation, molecular function: protein binding. Lineage: Eukaryota; Metazoa; Porifera; Homoscleromorpha; Homosclerophorida; Plakinidae.